AUGCUGUCAGUAGAACGUCCCUUUGGUAUUUAUCUAUGGCCUAUAUUUGCUAAAAUAUGGGAAAAAUGUAUGGGAUAUCCAGUGAAUCGAUUUGUUUUUGUUCCCGGAAAAACGUUUCUUUCUUCGUGGACAGAAGUUAUUAGUCUAAUUGUGCUAUAUUACGUUAUUAUAUUUCUUGGACAGUUAAUUAUGAAACCGUUUUCACCAAAAAGAUUGAAUACGAUUUCCCGGAUAUAUAACUUAUUUUUAAGCAUUUUAUCUGGAUGUUUCUUUUUGCUUCUUUUUGAGCAAAUGUUUCCUGUUGUAUGGAAAAAUGGAUUGUAUUAUUCAAUUUGUGAUGCUAGAUCAUGGUCACAGCCUACUGUUACAAUUUAUUAUUUGAAUUAUUUAAUUAAAUAUAUUGAGUUAAUGGACACAGUAUUUUUAUUCUUGAAGAAAAAACCUUUACAAUUUCUUCAUUGUUAUCAUCAUGGGGCUACCAUUUUUUUGUGCUUUUCACAAUUAAUUGGUCAAACUCCAGUGUCAUAUAUUCCAAUUUUUUUAAAUUUGGGGGUUCAUGUAGUUAUGUAUUAUUAUUAUUUUUUGUGCGCAUGUGGUGUUAAAGUAUGGUGGAAAAAAUGUGUAACUCUCAUUCAAAUUAUUCAAUUUAUUUUUGACCUUUUGUUUGUCUAUUUUGCAACAUAUACAUAUUUUGUAUACAAUUACUUUCCUUAUUUGCCGAAUCCUGGGGAUUGUGCUGGUAAAGAAUUUGCUGCUUUAACUGGAUGUUUUUUAUUGUCCUCAUAUCUCGUUUUAUUUAUUGGUUUUUAUGCUGCAACAUAUAAAUCUAAAGCUUCUGCGGUAAAUAAGAAUUUAAACAAUAAGAAUGUUCGUUUUAAUAAUAAAUUUGAUGAUGCUGACUUUAAACAUUUAAAUACCAAAUCAGCAAAAUCUACCAGUAUAAAUAACAUAGGAAUGACAACACGGUCUAGAAAGAUAUGA
This is a messenger RNA of Pneumocystis jirovecii RU7, 981 nucleotides long. RefSeq lists its product as uncharacterized. The transcript is spliced from 6 exons. Gene Ontology annotation, molecular function: fatty acid elongase activity. The coding region runs from base 1 to 981 and encodes 326 amino acids. Gene Ontology annotation, cellular component: endoplasmic reticulum membrane. The record is from RefSeq and is a predicted model, not a curated record. Lineage: Eukaryota; Fungi; Ascomycota; Pneumocystomycetes; Pneumocystales; Pneumocystaceae. Gene Ontology annotation, biological process: very long-chain fatty acid biosynthetic process; sphingolipid biosynthetic process; fatty acid elongation, saturated fatty acid.